ACUUUGAAAAUUUAAUUUCAUUAGACAUUUCAUUCGAUUUUGUUUUAUUUUGUGUCAAUCUGCUUAUUGAUUCUCGCUACCGGCUCGUGUCGUCAUAUCCUUACUUCGUACUUUAAAUAUCGUGCCAAUCACCAGUGACGAAUAUAAUUUUAGCGCGAAAUCUACUUUCCCUUUCCCGCGAAAUACGGCUCCGAUUGUCGGUUUUGCCUCUUUACGGCAGAACGUCACUUUCGGAAGAAAGAUUCUCAAGUGCUUUUGGCGAGCUUUUCACAUACUCGCUUAAUUUAUUCUUUAGUUUGUUUACUCGUAAUUGUUCGACAAUGGUAGCCAAGGGGAAGAUGUAUGUAAUUAAACGAAAUGGUCAAAAGGAAGAGGUACAUUUUGAUAAAAUUACGUCACGCAUUCAAAAGCUGUGUUAUGGCUUAGAUAUGGAAUAUGUUGAUCCUACUUCAAUUACAUUUCGAGUUAUCAAUGGUCUUUAUUCUGGAGUCACAACUGUGGAACUUGAUAACUUAGCUGCAGAAACUUCUGCAACAAUGACAACGAAACAUGCAGAUUAUGCCAUAUUAGCAGCAAGAAUAGCAGUUUCUAAUUUACAUAAAGAAACCAAAAAAGUGUUUAGCGAUGUAAUGUCUGAUUUAUACUUUAUGACCGAUCCUAUAUCCAAGGAACAUACUCCCAUGAUAACCGAAGAGUAUUAUAAUAUUAUACAAAAACACAAAGAUAAAAUUAAUUCUGCCAUUAUUUACGAUAGAGAUUUUGGUUAUAAUUAUUUUGGAUUUAAAACAUUGGAAAGAAGUUACUUAUUAAAAAUUAAUGGAAAAGUAGUUGAAAGGCCUCAGCAUAUGCUUAUGAGAGUUGCGGUUGCUAUCCACGGAGAAGAACUCGAAAAGGUGAUAGAAACGUAUAAUUAUACUUCAGAGCGAUACUUUACCCAUGCAUCGCCAACUCUUUUUUCUGCUUGUACUUUACGUCAACAAAUGUCAAGUUGCUUCCUUCUAACAAUGACUGAAGAUAGCAUUGAAGGAAUUUAUGAUACAUUAAAAAGAUGUGCAUUAGUUAGUAAAUCUGCAGGUGGCAUUGGUUUGAGUGUUCAUACUAUUAGAGCAAAAGGUACUAGAAUCGCUGGCACAAAUGGAAUAUCGAAUGGCUUAGUUCCUAUGAUAAGAGUUUAUAAUAAUACAGCGCGAUAUGUUGAUCAAGGUGGAAAUAAGAGACCUGGGGCAUUUGCCAUGUAUUUGGAACCGUGGCAUGCUGAUAUAUUUGAAUUUCUUGAUCUAAAGAAAAAUACAGGUAAAGAAGAAAAUAGAGCGAGAGAGUUAUUUUAUGCUUUGUGGAUCCCUGAUUUAUUUAUGGAAAGAGUUUUGAAUGAUGGAAUAUGGAGUUUAAUGUGCCCACACGAAUGUCCUAAUUUGCCUGAUGUUUGGGGACAGGAAUUUGAAAACCUUUAUGUAAAAUACGAGGAAGAGAAACGUUUUAAACGGCAAAUUAAUGCCAGAGAUUUAUGGACUGCAAUUUUAAAGUCGCAAGUUGAAACUGGUACUCCUUACAUGCUUUAUAAAGAUCAUUGUAACAGGAAGUCAAAUCAAAAGAAUCUUGGUACCAUCAGAAGUAGUAAUCUAUGUACCGAAGUUGUGCAAUAUUCUUCUCCAGAUGAAGUGGCGGUGUGUAAUUUAGCAUCUAUCGCUGUUAAUAUGUUUGUUAAUGUCAAUAAAAAAACGUAUGACUUUCAAAAAUUGAAAGAAGUUACCAAAGUUGUUACCCAAAAUUUAGAUAAGAUUAUUGAUCUUAAUUAUUAUCCAAUUAAAGAAGCUGAGAGAUCGAACUUCAGACAUCGUCCAAUUGGUAUUGGAAUUCAGGGAUUAGCUGAUGCAUUUUUGUUGAUGGGUUAUCCAUUUGAAAGCGAAGAAGCGCAGAAACUUAAUAUUCAAAUUUUUGAAACUUUGUAUUAUGGAGCUUUGGAGGCUAGUUGCGAAAUAGCCAAAGAGAAAGGAAAAUACUCAUCUUACGAAGGUUCACCAGUUAGCCAAGGAAUAUUACAAUACGAUAUGUGGAAUGUAAUUCCAACAGAUCUUUGGAAUUGGAGUGCUUUAAAAGAUAAAAUAGCAAAAGAUGGUAUCCGUAACUCAUUAUUACUUGCUCCAAUGCCAACAGCUUCUACAGCUCAAAUACUUGGGAAUAAUGAAUCUAUCGAACCUUACACGAGUAAUAUCUAUACAAGACGCGUUCUUUCGGGAGAAUUUCAGGUUGUUAAUCCUCAUUUAUUAAAAGAUUUGACCGAAAGAAAUAUUUGGGAUGAAGAAAUGAAAAAUGAAAUUAUCGCUAACAAUGGUUCCGUUCAGAAUAUAGAUCGUAUUCCGGAUGACUUAAAACAAUUAUACAAAACGGUAUGGGAAAUUUCUCAGAAAACAAUUUUGAAAAUGGCUGCUGAUCGAGGAGCAUUCAUUGAUCAAUCACAAUCUCUAAACGUACAUAUGGCUCAACCAACAGCCGAAAAGCUUACAUCGAUGCAUUUUUAUGGAUGGAAAACUGGUUUGAAAACUGGGAUGUAUUACCUAAGGACAAAGCCAGCUGCAAAUGCAUUGCAGUUCACUGUUGAUAAAUCCAAACUCAAAAAUAUAACUUCAUUAUCAAACGGUAAAUCAGGACAGAAUGGUAUUACAAGAGAAGAUGAAGAAGAAGAUCCUGUUCUCGUUUGUUCUCGGAGUGAGGGUUGCAUGAUGUGUAGCGCGUAAAGUUCUUCUACCUAAUGAAUGGAACGAUGUUCUUUUGUAAUUUUAUAAAUGUCAAUUAUAUUAUUAUUUUACAAUUUACUAAAAAAAAACUGCUCUACCAGUUUUUAACUAUUAUUCUAUAAGUUAUUGUAAUUCAUGCAUGCCAAAAAUAUGUAAUAUUGUAUUAUAUAGGUUAUUUAAUUAUGAAUACUUAUUUU
Ceratosolen solmsi marchali is the source of this 2932-nucleotide messenger RNA. RefSeq names its product Ribonucleoside diphosphate reductase large subunit (gene RnrL). The record is from RefSeq and is a predicted model, not a curated record. The transcript is spliced from 11 exons. Gene Ontology annotation, cellular component: ribonucleoside-diphosphate reductase complex. NCBI's taxonomy places the organism in Eukaryota, Metazoa, Arthropoda, Insecta, Hymenoptera, Agaonidae. The coding region runs from base 321 to 2735 and encodes 804 amino acids. Gene Ontology annotation, molecular function: ATP binding; ribonucleoside-diphosphate reductase activity, thioredoxin disulfide as acceptor. Gene Ontology annotation, biological process: deoxyribonucleotide biosynthetic process.